GCCGUAGUCCCACCCAACCAAUAUUUUGAAGGCAAUCGAUAGUUCCAUCGGUCUCCGCUGAACUACCCAAAGUUUAUUGAUCCGUAGCGUAGGGUAGGGUAGUCGUGAAAACCAGACUUUUUGGGUCAGUGUUACCAAAUUGUGGGAGGGGGGAACCGGGAGAGAGCUUGGUUUGAAUGGCGGGGAGUUCUCCAAAAUUACUGAGAAUAAUGGGGUGCUAUGUGCUCUCAGUCUGGCGCUAACGGUCUCCCUGUUCCUUACGAAAAUGGUUCCGGCGAUGGAAGCUCCGGUGAAGUUCCUUUGCGGUCAUUCCAUUCUCAAUCGCCAAGUCUUCGCCAGAACCGCACACUCACUACCCUCGCUCGUAGUCUCUUCGGUCACUCGUCGAGAGAUAAGACCGCGGUUCUCUCUUUCACACGCUCACUCUUCAUUUUCGGCUGUCCCUUCCAAUCCGAAUCCCUUCUCGUUUCUUUCCUUCUCCCAGCACUUUACUUCACCAAUUCCGACAGAUAGUUUUAGCCAAUUCCUGUCCCGUUCAAAUGGCGGAGUUUCCAUCUGGAGUCGUUCUCCGGGGAAUUCUAUUGUGAAUGGGAGUAAUUCGGGGGUUUUGGGUGAUAAAGAGCGCGUCGUAACGGUGGUGUUGUUGGGUUGGCUCGGGGCCGAGACCAAACACCUGAAGAGAUACGUUGAGUGGUACAACUCCAGGGGCCUUCACGCGGUGACUUUCGUGGUUGAAGUGAGAGAGCUGCUGUGCUUUGAUUUGGGCCAAAGGCUCGAGCAGCGUAUGUCGGCGCUUGCUGACGAGCUCGUUUCGUGGGUAUCGGAGAGGGAGGAGGACGGUAGAGAACGAUGCUUGGUUUUUCACACCUUUAGCAACACGGGUUGGCUUAGCUAUGGCGCCAUUCUUAAUGCUUUCGAGGGUAGAAAGGACCUGAUGGAUAAGAUCAAAGGCUGCAUUGUUGAUUCGGGAGGAGGAGACCAGUUUAAUCCUCAGGUGUGGGCAGCAGGAUUUGCGACUGCUAUACUGAAGAAACGCAGUUCUGCAGUAUACCCUGUAGUUGACAGUGGAGAAUUGAAUGAAUUCAACAGUGAAAUGAACAUGUCAAAGAUGCAAGAAAAUAAACCUCCACUAAUUGAAACAGUGCUUCUAUCUGUCUUAGAGAAGUUUUUCGCAGUGGUUCUAAAACUGCCUGAUGUGGAAUGGAGGUUAAAAAGGGUUGUUUCCAAUCUCUCAAAAACCCAGUCUUAUUUUCCUCAGCUUUACCUCUAUAGUACAGCCGACAAAGUCGUUCCAUUUCAGACUGUAGAGUUCUUUAUUGAGGAACAGAGAAGGAUGGGGAGAAAAGUAAGGUCUUUCAACUUUGGAUCUUCACCGCAUGUUGACCAUUAUAGGACUUUCCCCAACAAAUAUUCAUCAGAGCUUCAUGAUUUCCUCCUGAACGAGUGUUUUGCUAAAGUUGAGCAGUUUUCUCUUGGAGCGGUAACUCAAAGGGAAACAGUGGAUCCUCAGAGGUCCCUCCAAAAUUUCAAUCUUUUGAGGGUGGAUACUGCAAAUUCUUUUAAAGAUGAAUGAUCUCAUGACACAAUCAUUCUUAAGUUAUGUGGAACUGAAGAAACAGGCCCAGAAGGACCUUGAAGCAGAUCUUGAUUUUGAAGCAGGCCAACUCAACCACACU
Carya illinoinensis is the source of this 1676-nucleotide messenger RNA. RefSeq names its product transmembrane protein 53. Lineage: Eukaryota; Viridiplantae; Streptophyta; Magnoliopsida; Fagales; Juglandaceae. The record is from RefSeq and is a predicted model, not a curated record. The coding region runs from base 266 to 1573 and encodes 435 amino acids. The transcript has 7 exons.